This is a messenger RNA of Camelina sativa (false flax), 2216 nucleotides long. RefSeq names its product actin-related protein 9. The record is from RefSeq and is a predicted model, not a curated record. Lineage: Eukaryota; Viridiplantae; Streptophyta; Magnoliopsida; Brassicales; Brassicaceae.
AAAUAGUUCUGGAACAUAAACAAAAAGAUUUCAACAAAUUUUAAAAAUAAAAUUUCCAGAAGCGCCACACCGACCAACUUUCAAGAAUUUUCGAUCUUAUUUAAAGAAGCGGAAAGCGGACUUCCGAUAAAAUUUCCAAAGCUACGGUGAAGCGGGCCCGCGGAUUGCAGAUUUUCUCAGUUUUAAAAAGGACUAAAUUAGUGUUACCCGCUCACUUCUUUGCUUCGUCUUCCUAGACCACACAAUCUCAAAUCAACUUCUUAAACUAUUUAAGGUACACACCAUUUCUCAUGGCAACCCGAAAAUCAAAAUCUCAAAUCUCGUUGCAGGAUUACUUGAAAUCUGUUGCUCCGACUCAGAUUUUAUCCGAACGAGGAUCAAAUCUCGUUGUCAUCAACCCAGGCUCUGCGUAUGUAAGAAUUGGGUUGGCUAGGGAUGAGAAGCCUUUCAAUGUCCCUAAUUGUAUUGCUAGAUACAACACAGGGAAACCAUAUGUUGUUGAUCAGAUGCUUAACACUCAGGUCACGACGAAUCAACAUGUUGACCGUGAGAGAGCUUACAAUACUGCGGCAUCGCUGUUGAAGAUACCGUAUCUGGAUGAAAGUUCUUCUGGCUCUGCAUCACGCAAGAUGGGAAGAAUAGAUGGGUUCAAUAAACCGAGCACUACAAAGAAAGAUACAGUCUUUCCUUGGACUGAUGUGUAUGAGGACGUGCAGAUUUCUCCUGUCGCAUCAGAAACUUCUGCUGAUAAAGGUGAGGCCAGCGCAACUAAAGCUGCUCCUGAUGUUACUGAUACUAAAGAUGCUAGUGAGAGUAAGCGCAAGUACAGGAAGACGAUUUUUGGUGAAGAAGCUAUGACAAUAUCGCCAAACGAGCCAUAUUGCAUACGCCAUCCUAUUCGGAGAGGUCACUUCAAUGUUUCGCCACAUUAUUCAGCACAACAGGUUUGCGAGGACUUAACCGCUAUCUUGGACUGGGUUUUACUAGAAAAAUUGCAUAUUUCACACAGUGAGAGAUUCUCUUUUCAUGCUGUUCUUGUUGUCCCGGAAACAUUUGACAGCCGCGAAAUAAAGGAAAUGCUAACUAUUGUGUUGGGAGGGCUGCGCUUUAACUCAGCAGUUGUCCACCAAGAAGGUCUAUCCGCUGUUUUUGGGAAUGGUUUGUCAACAGCUUGUAUUGUGAAUAUGGGAGCCCAGACGAGUACAGUUGUUUGUAUCGAGGAUGGAGUCUCAUUGCCAAAUACUGAAAAGAUUUUACCUUUUGGAGGAGAGGAUAUAUGUAGAUGCCUUUUAUGGAUUCAGCGGCAUUACCAAAAGUGGCCACAAAUCCGAACAGAUGUUUUGGCAAAGCCAAUCGAUAUGCUGAUGCUUAAUCAACUUAAGGAGUCAUAUUGUGAUAUAAGAGAAGGAGAAGUGGAAGCUGCUGCAACAGUUCAUUCUUAUGAGGACGGCAUGCCAGCUAUGCCUCACAAAACAACUCUCACCUCACUUAAUGUUCCGCCAAUGGGUCUGUUUUAUCCUAACCUUCUGGUCCCUGAAGUGUUUCCUCAGCCACCACGUGAAUGGUUCCAAGACUACGAGAAUAUGUUGGAGGACACGUGGAACAUGGACUUUGGAGGUGGUGGUAAUAUGGGAUUACCAAUGUGGGAUAGUUUUGCAGUUUCCCCUUCGAAACCUAAGAAAGAAGAGAAGAUUGGUCUCGCUGAAGCCAUUACAAGCAGCAUCCUCUCUGCUGGACGCAUAGACCUUAGGCGAAAGCUUUUCUCCAGUAUUCAAUUGAUUGGUGGUGUUGGUUCGACUAAAGGUCUUGUACGAGCUGUGGAAGAAAGGGUUCUCCGCACAAUACCUCCAACUGAAGCUAUCAACACUGUGGAGGUUCUGCCGUCAAGAACGGACCCAACUUUCGUAACUUGGAAAGGCGGAGCGAUAUUGGGAAUUCUGGACUUUGGAAGAGAAGCUUGGAUUGAGAGACAGGAAUGGAUGGAAAAUGGGAUUCAUAAAGGCAGUACAAAGAAGUACAAAGACUCUUUUUACAUUGAAGGUCAAGCAAUGUACUUCAUCAACCCCUAGAGUGUGUAUAUGCUUAAGCUUUCUCUGCUUUCUUAGCUCAGAAUAACUUUUGUGGAGUAUUUGAUAUUGUUUAGUUUUUAAUUGUCCUAAACUCCUAAUUCAGACCAGAUAAUUUUAUAUCAUAGUCAAAAUUAAUUUGCUACAAUA